CAGAUCUUGGCUGAGUUAAGAAGAAAAAGGAAACAUAAUGUGGAUGCCAAUCUUGUUGAGUCUUCUAGUAUUACCAUAGAUCCCAAUAGACCUUCGAUUGAGGAGGUCGUCAAGAGUUUCAGCAUUGAAAAGUACGGCGUGACGAUGCCGCUGAAUGGAAAUAAGGAUUUGUCUGGUGAUUUUGUGGUUAGAUCAACCAUGGGCAAGGGAUUUGACACCUUCAGGGGCAUUCUCCGGCAGCAGGGGUUAGAUAAUUUCUUUAGGGCUAGCUGCUUUGGGAUCUAUUUAGAUUUGCCUGAAGAUACCAGUGCCCGAUUUCAAAUGACAAUGGUUUCUGAGCUUUUGAAGCGUAAGAUUAUUUGUGAUAGAAAGGAUGAGAUUUGGAUCAAUUACUGUGGCAUGCCGGUUUGCUUUGGCAUGAAGGAGUUUGCCAUAGUUACCAGAUUGAGAUGUUAUCCUUAUGAGCCUCUUCCUACUGUUGUAUUAACCAAGCCAGCCCAGACGCCCAAGGCAGACAAGAAAGCGAAGGGUUCCAAAGCUACGAAUAAUGUCUAUUUGGUAAACUUAGUGGGAAAAAGCUACACUCAAAAGAAAUUAUUGCAAGACUUGGAGUCCAAAACUUUCUCAAAAAAGCACAAGGAGGCACUGUGCUUAGUUUGGUUUGUGCAUAGUGUUCUUUGGGAAAGAGACGUAAACUACAACAUACCGCUUGGAUUGAUUAAACUUGCUGAGGACUAUGAUGCCUUCAACAACUAUGCCUGGGGUUUUCAAAGCUUUAGCUUGACUGUUGAAUAUUUGAUGAAGGAUUUGAAGCCAACGGGGAAAACACAAAACCUAUAUGGCUUCCUUUGGGCUUUCAUGGUAAAUUUUCUUUAAUGUUUUACCUUCUUUUUUUAUUUUUUUUAUUUCAAUCACUAUUUUGAUUUUUGAUGGCAUCUUUUUUUUCUAGGCUUGGGCAUUUGAAGUCAUUCCUCACCUCAGGCAUCAAGUCAAGGAAUACUCCAAAGAAGUUACCUAUCCAAGAAUUCUUAGAUGGCUCACUGCCAGGAACAACACAAAAUUGAGUGUUGACCUUUUCAACCCCCCUAAGGAAGCUGUUGUGAACCCAUGGCUUGUCCCAACAAUAAGAGAGUUGGAGAUGCCAUGCCUUGUCACCUUUGUGCCCAUAGAAUUUGUGCCUGACAGACUGAUUGAUGGGUUCAAAGGUGAAUUGG
This is a messenger RNA of Lycium barbarum (goji berry), 1214 nucleotides long. RefSeq lists its product as uncharacterized. NCBI's taxonomy places the organism in Eukaryota, Viridiplantae, Streptophyta, Magnoliopsida, Solanales, Solanaceae. The record is from RefSeq and is a predicted model, not a curated record. The coding region runs from base 145 to 876 and encodes 243 amino acids. The transcript is spliced from 2 exons.